GUCUUCUGUGACCACUAGAUGGCGCCAAAGGUAAAGCAAAAUUAAAGUGAAGACUCUGAAGACAACAGACAAGGCGAUAUAUGAUUUCAGUGGUCUCUGCUCAUCCGGCAGAAAUAGUGUAGAAAAAGUUUCACCCUCCAGUCGUUUGUGAGUGCUUUGUAUCUAUAAAUAAAACCAGUUUAUCCAGCUUCUUUCCUCUGGUGGUGUGAGCUUAAUCCCCUCCAGCCACCGGAAGCGCUAGAAAAAGCCGAGGUUGCAAAGUGCGUCACAACGCGGAGCUGCUGCUGAGAGUGAACAGGACCUGCUGUCCAGCACCCUCUGUCUUCCCUUUUUUCAUUUGCACAAGAAACCUGAGCUGAGGUUUCCCCGUCUCCAGCAUGGUGAAGAUCGCUUUUAACUCGGCUCUGGCGCAGAAGGCGCUGGGCAAAGAGGUCCCAGCCGCGGAGAAGGUGAGCCAACGGGCUUCAAUGCGGUGUCUGAGCCCGGGGUCCGUUUUUAGUCUGGCGGUAGGCCUGAAUCGGCCCCAAGCGGGCGGCUGAGCGAGACAUUAAUCUGUUUACUCAAUGUGGUCGUCAUGCAUUCGCUUCUUUUGUCGUUUUCUUACACUAAAGAUGUGCAGGGAUUUUUGGCCAAAUGCAUGCAAAACAAUUCAGCACCUGAUCCAGCACAGCGGGACCGCCCAUCUCCUGAACAGCUGUUCUGCAGAGGCCAAAGCCUCAACGGGAUUAUAGUUUGCUCUGGCAAAUCUUCGUGUUUUAAUGUUGAUAUCUUUCGUAUGACACAAUCUGACUCCCUGUUUGAUUUUCUCUCAUAUUGUGUCCAUGUGCAUGUGUGGGUGGGUGUGUGUGUCUCUGUAGGACCCUGAGCUGGCCUCUGCUCCAGCGGGCAACGAGGGCUCCACAGGUCGCUGUCUGCUCACGCUGCUGGGCAUCGCCUUCAUCCUCAGUGGGCUCAUUGUGGGGGGAGCGUGCCUCUAUCGAUAUUUCACACCUAAGGUAAAUCUGUGUGUGUCUAUGUCUGAUGGAGCUUUCUAGAUUUUUCUCACAGGACUCAGACACACAUUGACACACAUAUUGACUCACUCAGGGUUUAUCCAGCCUGGCCCUGCUUGAAGUAGUUUUGUAGGCUUACUUUAAAUAACAUUUCACAGAGACAAGUACUAGUGUGAUGUGUCCAGAUUGUGCAUUAGCAUAUUUUUCACAAGUCAGAAAAUGCUUUUAUUGCAUCUAAGUGUGUAUUUUUUACAGUUUAAUAACUUACAUAUAUGUAUAUUAUGGCAUGUAUGUGUGUCUAUGUGUAGGUAUGUAUAUAUGUAUCUAUGUGUAUGCGUGUGUAUGUGUGUAUGUAUGUAUGUAUGUAUGUAUAUGUAAGUCUCUGGAUGUUUGUGCAUACUGCUUGGUUUGUCUGCUUUCUUGUUGUUUUAUGCAUGUCUGCACCUGCUAUAAAGUUAGUUUUUAUUUAGUGGUUUAUGAAUUAUGUGCUGUAUUUCUCACUGUCUAACCAGAGACAAGGACUGCAAAUUAGCCACGACUAGAAGUCCUGCAUACACAGAAUUGCUUGCUCUUUAAUUAGAUGUACUGUCCCUGUCAUAUAAACAAAUUGAAAAAAAAAUAUGACUGUGCACUUCCAUUUGGGCGAAUUAACAAACAGGAUGAUUAGAGGUCUGUUUUAUUAAAAAUGCUGAGAUGGUCUUCUCCCAGGGAGUCUUAAAUUAGCUCCUUAAACAUGAUUAUUAUCACUGUUGACAUUGAACACCAAGUCUAUCUCAGAUGUUAUCCUUAAAUUGCAGUCACUUAAGCUGGAGAUGUGCACAGGGAGCCAUGAGGGAGUAUCAGCUCUUUGGUUAUUAUGAGAAGAUUUAAUAAAGCUGCUUUAGACCGCUGAAGAGACACUGGUGGUGGACUGUGGGGAAACCAGAAUGCUGACUCUUACUCACUUCCUUCUUCAGGAAAAGUGCAGACUUCACAUUGUGAUAUUGUUGCUGUGUCACUGGAGGGUCUCAACAGUACUACAGAUAUGAAAAAAAAGACGAAAAUCAUUGCAGACUGAAUUUAUUCAUGCCCUCUGGUGGACAGUUGCCAUUUGGUAACUCUUAAAAACUGCUUGGUAAAACAUUUCCACUAAACUCUGCUUUUAUAAGAACUGCACGUCUCUCUUACUUAACCCUUCAUGUGCUCCUCCUCCUCCACCUCCUCCUGGCAGACCUGUUUCUGAAAUACCGCUGAUGUUCUCUCCUCUGUAAUUCUGUCAAACCGAAAUGCCGAAAAAUCAGGGGGUGUAUUGUCUUCAUCUGACAGCUAAGACUGGGCAUCAACGAAGUGUUUCUUCUUGGUUUGGCAGUGUGGAAUAAGUGGUUAAUUUUGUUCCUGUGUUGCUUGUGUUCUCCAGAGGCUGUAUCACGGUGCCAUGCAGUUCAAUGACAUAUCAGCCGGAGCUGGAGGAGAGAGCCAGCCAUACUACCUGCCCCGUGUGGAGGAGGAGGUGGAAAUCUCCGACAGCAUGGCUGUUAUCAGCGUCCCACCUCCCCGCUUCAGACCCGGAGACCCUGCUUACAUCCUCCAUGACUUCAACAGGGUAACACCCACACUGAAAACCUUGAACCCAGUCCUGUGAGGGUGCUGAUCCCCUGCUGCUGCGGUUUAAAUUCAGUCCUGACUACUUUGUGUGUUUGUGUGAGCAGAAGCUGACGGCAUACCUGGACCUGACUCUGAGGACCUGCUUUGUGAUCCCUCUGAACACCUCGGUGGUGCUCCCCCCUCAGGAUCUCAUCGGCCUCUUCUCACAGCUGAUGGUGAGCCUUGACAAGCAUGUAUCAUCAGAUCUCAGUAUGCAGCUGCCAUUUGAAGAGAGUUAGAUGGGAUGAUAGAAGAAAAAGUGAUCACACAGCAGCAGCAGCAGCGUACUGGUCAGGCUCGUGCAAAAGUGCUGAUAUUGAAGACCGAGUAUUACCUGAGCAGAAUCAGGGAUUAUGAUAACUCCAGUCAUUGUCUGAGCUGUAAUCCUGUACAAAUCUGCUGCAUCUAAAUCAAAGUUCCAGCAAAUAUCACCUUCUCAAAUCCCAUUUAUAUAGAGGCUUUUCAUUAUCAGAGUGAGUAAAAUCCUCCAAAGCCGUUGCUUAUCUUUGAUUCAUUUUUAACUUCUUUAGAUAAGACAUUUUUAGGAUGUAAGUAAAACACUAAACUUUGUGAACUUUAUCUCUGAGUUUGAAUUAAAAAGUUUCAGUUUCACGUUGCUCUGUGAGGCAAAUAGACCCAGCUGUGUUGAUAUAAAUGUAUUUGUUCUUUUAACUUUGUCUUGGGAAUAGUGUGAGAUGAAAAAUGAAGGAGUGAGUUUUCUCUCCCCCCCGAAACCACAUGUCUCAAAAUAAUCUAAUUAUGAAUAUUCAAAGCUGUUCCUAGUUAUGAGACAGUUGGAGUAAAUCUGUGUAGUUUUUUUUUUUACCAGUCCGCUCAGUUGUGUUUUUGUGUGAAUGUAGGUUGUUUUAUUCACAUUUCAUGGGAUAUUUCAAGAGGAUUUGGGUCAACUUGGCAAAGUUUUUCACUAACUGUAGUUCAGCAGGCUUUGAAACAGUUUGCUUAGUUUUCCCGCCCGACAUGUUGUCUCGCAUGUGGUGUUUGGUUGGCGGUUAUGCAUUCAGCAGAUUUCAUCAUCAGUUUCACAAAAAGCAGAAGUUGGGCAUGAUUCACUAAUUGGGACCAAAAUCUUCCAACGGGUUGUUUUUCACACUUUGCUGCAGUCGUGUUCACUGAGCUGUUUUAAAGGAAGUAUUAGUGAUUAAAGAUGUUUAAGAUUUAUUGCUGACCUUUUGUUUUUGUCUCAGUCUGGCUCUUACCGCAGCUACUUGGUGCACGAGGACCUGGUGGUGACCGAGCGUAUCGAUGAUAUCAAGCCGCUGGGAUUCUACAUCCGCCGGCUGUGUGAUGGGAAAGAGACAUACAGGAUGCAACGCCGUUCCAGCCUGCCAGGUCUGGAUUUACUCACCAGAUAAACUAAAAACCAUCAUAAAUUCAGUUUAAACAAAACUACAUUGAUUUAAUUAGGUUAAAAUUCUGGGAUACAACACCAUUAUCUAAAGAAGGCUGUUUACAUUGAUGGCUCCGUGAUUUUUUUUGUGUCGAGACUGAAGUUUAGAGCCUGUAGUUUUGACAAAGAGGAGUUAGUUAUCCAGCAGGAGGGGAUUUUUUCUUUGGAUAACUUGCUAAUUAGAUUGUGUUUUGUACUCGUGGCUGAUUCUGAAGCAGUAUCAGCCAAAAUGCAUCAAUUUUCUCUUGGAGUACUGCUUUGAACAGAGAAAAUCUACAACCAGAGAUUUUCUCUGUAGAAAAGAAAAGAGCAAAAUGAUUCUGAAGGGGGUUUGAAUUCAGUGCCAGCAUGUGAAUGCCUCACUACUCUUUUCAUGUAAAUUCAUGUUAUUCUCACAUAUAACAUGACACCAGGACUGACACCUUUCUUAAGCUGAUGAUAAUACAGUAAUAAUUAGUAUAAUCUGUUAAUAUCCUGUGGACUGACACUAUCACAUUGCUAAAUAAUCUGUUAUGCAUCGAUGUCAGGGACUAAUAUUUAUCUAUACCCUGAAAUAUCCUGUCUUCUAUCUGUCACUAUUACAGCUAUUACACCUUCCUGCCAUUUCAGAAGAAAUCCCCCUGCUGGACAAACUGAUUUAUUUUAAUAAUCAACCAUGAAAGAAAAUGUGUGCUGUGAGGGAAUGUCACACAGUCUCUGAGAAAGAUCAGCAACACACAAAAGAUUUUAAGAAGGAUUUUAAAGUAUGGACUAGCAGCUAUUUUGUUAAAAAUAAAUCUCAAACUCAUUGACUAAAGAUUAAAACAAAUACGAAGAAGUAAAGCAGAAAAUAUCUGCUAAUGGCAUUGUUGCUAAAGUUAGUCAUUAAAAAAAAUCAGUGACCUCAUCUCUGUGUCCUGUAAAAGCUGUCUGAAACUCAGAAAAGACGUAAUAUAAAGAAGAUCUAAACUACGUUUUUUUGCUUCCACGAAAAAUGUGCUUUAGCGAGAGCCACAUCUUAACAACAGUGUCUGAUAGUGCUUUGUGGGAAAUGUGGUCUCCAGCCCAUAAAAACACACUAAUUUCAACCCCAGAAUCAACACAACUUGAAAGUUACUGUCAGUGCCUUUAUUGAUUUUAUUCACUGAUGUUUAUCUUUGCUUGUGUUUGUCAGGCGGAGGCAUCCAGAAGCGCUCGGCCGAGGAGUGUUUCACCAUCCACCACUUUGAGAACAAGUUUGUGACUGAGACCAGGAUCUGCAAAGCUUGAUUGGAAAGCACGGGUAUAGGUCAGAAAGUGAAUGAGAGUGUGCGAGAGAGCGACCAGAGUGACAGAGUCGGUAUGUGAGUAGGAGGUUGUGAGUGAAGAAGGGAACAACUUUUUAGCAGAAAGUUACUUUUGUAUAGAACUUUUAGCUCCAGUUUUUGCUCCCCUGCUUUAAUCCCAGUGAGAAGUGAACUUAAGUUACAGUGUUAGCUUAGCCCCCUUUCUUCUGCUGAACCGCCUUGAACCUGUAUAGGCCAUAGCUCUCUCUCGCUCAAGUAUUGACUAGUUAGAUAACUGGUGUCCGCCUGCUUUCUAAAGAGGUACUCUGAGUUUUAUUUGUUGUUUGUUUUUGUUCUGUUUCCGUAGCUUCCUGCUGACUUAGCUUAUCAUUGUUACUGUACUACAUCAUGCGGUCACCUCCGGAUAAAAGUUGUAUUCCUCCUACUGAAUACCAUAGAGAUACUGACGAGUCAUUCAUACCAGACUAUGUGUCAGCCUGCUGUUCUGAUCUUCUGUAUAUUGAACUGUGAUAUAGCACAAGUCACCCUGGAAAUGUGUGAUUCAGUAUAGUUACAGUACAUGUGCAACAUGGUAGUGUUAUCAAUGGAUGGUACCAGAGCUGCUCAAGCACAGAGCUUACACUCACCAUUUUUGUAGAUACUGUAUUUCCCAGAGUGCUCUGCUGCUUCCUACAGAGGCCGUCUGCGCUCCUUAUGUGAUGAUUUUAUUUCAUUAAUGAUGUCAUACCUAAAGGUGAACAGUCCAGCACCCUAUAUGACCAGUGUUUUUGUUUGUGUAGAAACUUUAUAUGUGACAAUAAACUUGAAGAAGGAUAGUUGACUACAUAAAGACCUGGAUAAGCUAAAGGGAAAUUUCACCAAAUUUAACUUGGAAAAAAAAUUCUCAGAUUUUUAUUUUUUUUUAAUGAAUUUGUAAACCAGCAAAAUGAGAUGAUCUGUAAUGAAUAUUUGACUGUACGAGGCAUCAAGUGUUGCAGCUAAACACUUUGUGUUUAGAGUUUUCCACAGGAAUUCCUGGGUGAGUCUGCUCCUCUCAUCUAAAAGAAGAAAAUCUUGAAAUUCUGAAAAAUGGCUCUUUCGCCAGAUUGCUCAAAUAAUUUCCGGUGGUUUUCCACUCGAUACUUGCAAAGACAGACAAUCAGACAGGUUGUGUGCUCAUAAAAAUGUGUUACUGUCCCAGCUUUUUAACAAUACUAAAAACCCAAUGUUGUGUCCAGCUACUGAAAUAAACUACACAUUGUUGUUGAAUAAAGUUACAUUUCUUUACCUUAAGUUUGAAUACUUUGGCUCUGUGUUAUUUUAUUGCUGUUGAAAGAUGCACAAUGGAAAGCCCCACCAAGCCUUUUUACUAUCCUCUAAGCUGUAAACUGAUCUCUAACUGGCCCUGGGAGAAAAUUGUAGCAGGUUGUGUGGUUUGUGUGGCUUAUUAGAGAUGUUGGCACUAAUGGAGAGUUUAUUCUUCACAACAGGAACAGCUCACUCCUCGACAGGGUCAUACAAAUAUAGAAAGAACGGGCACACCCUUUAUUAACAUAUUUCUAGAAAAAGAAAGACAUUUUGAAUACACACCCAUACUUACACGUGAUUUACAUCUCCAUUACAUUUUCUUAUUUUUAAUUUACUCCUCUGGGUUUAGUGGUUAAGAAGAAACUGAGUUUUUCACAUGAAAGUUUCACAACACUGACUGUUUAGCCUAUUUCACAUGAAAGUUUCACAACACUGACUGUUCAGCCUAUUUCUCGUGCUCCUCUUCUCCAGUUAUACAGGACAGGCGCCUGUUAAAGGCCAUGCUCUCGGGUAUUUCUGGCUUGCUCAGCCGCCUCCAGAAUUCAUCAGUGGUAAAAUAGUACAUAAGAGGGUCCAGGCUACAGUUCAGGCUUGCCAGGCAGAGAGCGACAGGGUGACAUCGCAGAAUUAAGUUCCUGAGGGUGCAGCUGCUCAGAGUUUUGGCUUUAGCCAGGAAGUCCAAGGGCAUGGUGACAUGGUAAGGAGCGAAGCACAAUAAGAAGACCGCCGCACAGCUCAACACCAUCCUCAAUGCCCUCCGCUUCUCGCCUCGGUCAGGAAUGGCCCCGGCCGGUGACUGCCUCAGGCUCCCUGCUGUCAGACAGGUGCAGGCUAACACCAGGAUGAGGGGGAUGACGAAGCCCAACAGCUCGGCGAGGAUCAGGAGGGCCCAGGCUGCUGGAAUACUCACAGGCCUCAUGGGUAGCUCUGAGAAACACACAGGUCCAGGGAGGUUGGAAGAGGCCCCUGAGACGUCACUUGAACUAUUGUGUAACACAGCGCUGGGGUUCCUCAGCAGAGGGAAGGGCAGACAUCCCAGGCAGACUAACAACCAGCCGAAAGCACAUAUUAACCAGUCUCGUUUCCUCCUGGAUGAGUUGUACCUGAGCGGCUGCAUGAUGAGCUCACAGCGACGCACACUGACACACACCAGGAAGUAGAUGGAGGCGUACAUGUUGACAUACUUUAGAUAGAAGCAGAACAUACAGAGAGGAUGACCAAAGGGCCAGGUGUUCUUCAGGUAGUAGUAGAUCCUUAGAGGCAGAGACAGCACCUGAGGACAGAAACACACAGAGGCUUACAACAGAAAACUGAUUUUGAAUGAUACCAGAUUUUACAAUAUUGUUGUAUCACUGAUGCUGAUUUAUGUUAAUAUUUUUCUUGAGCACAGUCACUGCCCUGUAACGUGAUAAAGAUCAAGUACAUAAAGCAUUACAGUGAUUGCAGAUCAUACAGUCACUGGAUGUAGGGCUGCAGUGAUUGAUAAAUUUUGUUUUGGAAUAUUUUGUCUUAUAUUAUUAUUCUGAUGAUUAAUCAGGUAAUAAGUUAAAAAUAAAUAUAACUUGCUCUAAUUUUUUUUCCUUUAGUGCUGUAACAUGUAAAUUUCCCUGUCUUUGUUAGCAUAAAGGAAUAUCUUUUAACAAAGACGGAAUAACAUUAACAUGAAACUUGCUAAUGCACGUCUAUUUAUUAUAUUUUAUUUAACAAAAAUGAUAUACAGGAACAUUACAGCACUGCAACACCGUCACAUUAAGACGGUAAAAAAAUGACCCCUUGACCGGAGGGUUGAGGAUUAACUACCAGUCAGGGUGUGACAGGAAUCUUUAUCCUUUUCUCAGUUUAGCAGGCUGCACUUCCUCAUAGUGCAUGAUGGUGUUAAUAAUUAAAGUAAAGGACUCAAUUUAAAAAUUAAGUUUAGUUUAAUUUGUUAGUUUAGUGUUUUAUUGCUGGUAAAUGUAGUUAGGCAUGUAAGGCUGUUCCUUUAAGGCUUAUGCCGGUUGGUUUUGUAUGAAUCUAAACAAAGGCUGAAGGAAAACUCAGUUUAUUGAAGGAGCUGUUAAAGCCCCAACUCAACAUAAUGCAUUAAGACUAAAAACAACAAAUUGCUGCCCUGGUUAUAUGUUUUAAAAAAAAGUCCCUUAAGUGCAACAAUAGUGUAGUGCCGCUAGAUUCAUGGGUUUUUGUGGCGUCAGUAAUGUUCACCAGUUGAAACCUUAUUUUGGUGAGGUCCCAAAUGUACUCAUUUAAAUGUAGCCAAACUUACACAACUACUCAGACACUUUGGUGCUUUCCCACCCACUCCCUUCCGCAACUUGCACAGCAUCUGAAAAGC
Messenger RNA from Xyrichtys novacula (pearly razorfish), 8907 nucleotides. The record is from the annotation of a GenBank genome assembly. NCBI's taxonomy places the organism in Eukaryota, Metazoa, Chordata, Actinopteri, Labriformes, Labridae.